CGAGAACAAUCCCAAACCUUAGAGUUGCAUGUAACCUUAUUUUCGCGGGAACGUAAUUUCCGCUUAGCUUGUUUGUAAACAAAUAAUUAAAAAUAAAUUCCACUAACAGAAAAUGGGCGAAAAGGAAAAGGAAGAUUCAUCACUACUUGGAAAGUACUGUGUGGACCUUGAUGUACCAGCGUCCAUUAAAUCAAAGGCGUUACAGUUGUGGAAAGAAGUAAAAGAUGUUAGUAGUGAGCAUGACAGUGGAAGUGUUCAAGCACUUCAAUGGAUCCCAGUUGUAAUAUAUGUUGCUGCAAUAGAAUCCAGUCAGCCCUAUGGCCCAGAGGAUCCUCACAGUGAUAAAUCCAGUCCAUGUUGCAGUCUUGGGGCUAUACUGAAGGCCUCAGAUCUCAAUUUUAUAAAGUUUUCGGAGUUGAUGAGGCAUUUCCGUGACCGAGUUGAUCUCAGCGAGGUGGUUCGACAACACUUCAGCAGUGUUGAGAAGAGAUACUGUAUUAUCUCUCCACUAUUCCACAGGUUUGACAGAGAAUGGGGCACUGUGUUCAGAGAAGAAGACCAGGAACAGUCUGUAGAUGAAACAGAAACUGUGCAGGAUCCAAAGAAGCUGUGUUGGCUGCUAUUCUUAAAUGCAAAAGAUGACAUACUGUCUGGAACAGAGGAGUUGAUACAGACCUACCACCUGUUGUUGUGCUGUCUGGAGUUUAUACUGAGGGAUUCACCCGCCUUCUUGUUACACCCACCUUUUGACUCGUUGAAGCUUGAGCACAGUGCCAUAGGAGGGAGCUCUCCAAGUCUCAACUUUGUGCAGAGGCUGGCAGAGAAAUUCCACACAAGUUUAGACGAGCUGCAGGCUAUGCAGACUACCACCCAGACCUACUUUGAGAGUUUGAAGGCAGCAAAUGGAAACCUGGAUGUCACGUAUCUUGAGAACCAGUAUGUCAGUCGACAGAAAGAGUCCGGGGGCCUGGAUGAGUUAUUGUAUCUUCAGCACGAGGCCACACUCAUGCCUAACAAUUUUUCACGUGUGCAAUCAGGUAGCUCCACCCACAAUGGCCUGGAUACCCCAGUGACUCCAGUGCGUGCAGCCAUGAACACUGUACAGCAACUGAAAAACCUCAUCUCCGCCAACACGGACCAUCUACAGCCGCUCAGGGAACAUUUCCAGAACUGUGCCAGCAACCCUGAGAGGUCAAUCACAGAUCGAGCUUCACAGAUGAAGCUAAAGUUUCUUUCUCACUACCUGGAGACUUCCGGCAAUGGUCAGGGUGCAGUUGCCGAGCAACGGUACAGGCAGGCAACCAACCUGUACUACCGGGUCAUGAAGAGACUCCUCGACAUUGAGAGGGAAAGGUUGGCGCCUCUAAAGGACUUUAGCAGCCUUCUGAACAACGAUGUCUUUCAUCGCUCAUUGCUCGCGUGUUCAACAGAGAUUGUCCUAACUACAUACAAUGUAUCUUGGUCGAUGACUCACUCAGUUCUGAACAGCGGCGACAGCAAGUUCCAUUUCCCCUGGGUGCUUGACGUGUUUGAGCUGUACGCCUUUGACUUCUACAAAGUACUGGAAAGCUACCUGAAAGCUGAGCCAAAUCUUACUAGGGAUAUUAUCAAGCAUUUGACGUCCAUAGAGAACAGAAUACUUGACAGUGUUGCCUGGCAGUCAGACUCGCCAGUAUUUGAUCUCCUAUCCCGGUGUGGUGCCAUGUCUGUGUUAUAUUGCAGGACUCGCCAGUAUUUGAUCUCCUAUCCCAGUGUGGUGCCAUGUCUGUGUUAUAUUGCAGGACUCGCCAUGUGGUGCCAUGUCUGUGUUAUAUUACAGGACUCUCCAGUAUUUGAUCUCCUAUCCGGGUGUGGUGCCAUGUCUGUGUUAUAUUACAGGACUCUCCAGAUUCGCCAGUCUUUGAUCUCCUAUCCCGGUGUGUCGCCAGUAUUUGAUCUCCUAUCCCGGUGUGGUGCCAUGAGCAGUGCGUAUGUGUCUCCGUGCAAUGACCUCAUUUCUGCAGAAAACAACAACGCAGCAAAGGCAGCUGAAAUCUACAUGUCCCCAAGUCGAGGCCAGGCAACCAAGGGUACUCACCCUGGCCACAUCGUGAUAAUGUCCCCUCGCAAGGGCGGGGUCAUAGGUGGGGUCACGAUGGCCUACAGCAAGGACAGCCCCGAGACCCGGGCCCCUGACACACCCAGACGAUCUCACGCACUCACCAUGUUCUUCAACAAAGUGUGUCGACUUGGCUACCACAGAUUAAAAACCUUGGCUGAUCUCUUGCGUAUUACCUCGGAAACUCAACAGAAGAUUUGGACAUGCUUUGAGUUUUGCAUCAUCAGUCGACCAGAACUUCUUAAAGACAGACAUCUGGAUCAGAUCAUGAUGUGCUCAGUGUAUGGGAUCUGCAAGGUGUCAGACUGUGAGAUUCGCUUUAAAGACAUCGUGAAAGAGUACAGCACCAUGUCCCAUGCCAUGUGUGACGUUUACAAGCAGGCUCUGUUGGAGAACGGCACCCAUGACUCCAUUAUCAGCUUCUACAACCGAGUGUUCAUGCAGUGUAUGAAGAACUACAUUCUGCAGUUUGCAAAACCAGUGGUAUGUUGUGAGAUGUGUCCAUAUACCUCACAACCCAACUUGUCCCCAUUGCCAAAGCCAGUAAAUUCUUCACUGAAUUCAUCCCCUGUCUAUAGUAUCCCUGGACGCAAGAAUUUCUACAUUUCACCGCUGAAGGAGUCGCCUUUCAAGCCCCCAAGUUCUCCAGGCAACAUGACACCAAGAUCUCGAAAACUCUACAGCUUUGGUGAACUGCUUGGCUCUGCAGAGAAGCUGAAGAGUAUCAAUGAGUCAAUGGCUGCAUUCAAGUCGAGAGGCAACCUGCCUUACGUAACCACGGUGAGGAGAACAUCAUCCAAGAGGCUCAGCUUUGAUGAGAUGCCCAGCUCUGACAUCAUCAAUGGAAAUGACAUCACUGAGCAGGAUGUGGUUGUGAAGAAGAAAAGAGUGACACCCCCUGCAGUUGUUUCUCUAUCAGCACCUGGGCAAAGGAAUGGAGAUACUGACAAGGAGAGUAAUAGCAAGUAAUUAUCUGCCCCUGCUGUGUGUAAGGGAGAGAAUUCGAAAUCGCAGCUGAUAGACAGAAAGUCUUCUUUUUCUUCUGUACUUUUGAUGUUGGCAAUGUCUUGAAUAUAUCAUUUAUGUUCAUAAAAGUUGUAUUUUAAAUGUAAUGUACUAUGUUUUUAAGAUGAUUAAUUUUGUUCUCGGACUCUUAUUAUUUUACCAGUUUACAUUUUGUCAUAGAAUUUCUUAGAUUGCAUAAUAUAACACUUUUAAAUUUGACUCCAUUUAUAGCUGGUUGCAUUCUUUUACGGUACAAUUUGAAAUAAGGUGUGUUUAAAUUUAUGAUGGAUAAACUUAAAUGAAUUUGUCCGCUAAAAAUAGUUCACUUCAUUGACUGUCAAAAGUUUUCUUUAAGUAUAUUUUGAAGUACUGGUGAUCGUUUCCUUGUGAAAUGCAGUUAUUUAUUAUAAUGUCAUAGCUAUAUGCGAAGAUGACUAUAUUUAUUAAAUGUUCACAUACAAUGAUUGAUGUUUUUGAAGGACUGAUUAU
Dreissena polymorpha is the source of this 3592-nucleotide messenger RNA. Its product is annotated as retinoblastoma-associated protein-like. Bases 113 to 3067 code for a protein of 984 amino acids. Gene Ontology annotation, molecular function: RNA polymerase II transcription regulatory region sequence-specific DNA binding. Gene Ontology annotation, biological process: regulation of transcription by RNA polymerase II; negative regulation of G1/S transition of mitotic cell cycle; neuron projection development. Gene Ontology annotation, cellular component: nucleus; Rb-E2F complex; chromatin. Lineage: Eukaryota; Metazoa; Mollusca; Bivalvia; Myida; Dreissenidae. The transcript is spliced from 29 exons. The record is from RefSeq and is a predicted model, not a curated record.